Molecule: messenger RNA, 1867 nt
Organism: Ixodes scapularis (black-legged tick)
Lineage: Eukaryota; Metazoa; Arthropoda; Arachnida; Ixodida; Ixodidae
Product: dual specificity protein phosphatase 10
Exons: 4
Coding region: 324-1526 (400 amino acids)
Biological process (GO): protein dephosphorylation; negative regulation of MAPK cascade
Cellular component (GO): cytosol; cytoplasm
Molecular function (GO): MAP kinase tyrosine/serine/threonine phosphatase activity; protein tyrosine/threonine phosphatase activity
Source: RefSeq, a predicted model, not a curated record
GUGCCAACCGCGUGCUUGUUCGCUGCCGCGAGCGUCGGGGCGAGCGCUACGCAACGCCGUUGCUCGCCGUGACUCAUCGCUGGGCGAGAGCGCAGCAGUUCGCGUCGCCCAGAAACUACUCAGUACGGUUCCUCGCUUCCCGUGCGACGCCACACCGCUCGACCUCCCCGAUCGCAGUCGGAUAAGCGACGGAAACUUAGUUUGUGCACUGGUUCUUCACGUCCUACCUGCUGCCUUGCUUCGAUAACGUCGUAGCAACGGUCGUCUUCGCACAUUUUUUUCCCCAGCCCUGUCGCCCAGUUCCUGGUUUCACUCCGGAACGUAUGUCCUGUGGAGCUAAGGUGUCCGUCCCCAGCGCCAUGCUGGAUUCCCGACCACGCCAGCUCCAACUCCCGCUGGCGCCACGCUCUAUGGCGACGUCUUCCACGACGUCGUCCACGACGUCUUCGUCGACGUCGGGUACCAACGGCGGCGGUCUGCUCCCCUACCGUCGUCGCAGCAGUGCCACGUCCUCCGAACCCUGCGGACGGGUCGUGCGCCUCCUGACGCCCACGGAACUAGUCGACUCCUGGUACCGGGACUGUGGACCUCGGCUACUCCUGGUGGACUGUCGGCCCUUCCUGAGCUUCAACGCGGGCCGCAUCAAGUCUGCUGUGAACGUUAACUGCGGCGACCGCAUUACGAGACGGCGACUGCAGCAAGGACGUCUUGCCCUGUGGGAUCUGGUGGCGUGCGGACAGGCCAGGGAGCAACUCCGUCGCGCGCGGGACAUUGUGGUCUACGACGACUGCACGGGAGACUUGGAGUGUCCGCAGCCGUCGAGCUCCUUGUCGCUGGUGCUCGCGGUGCUCUGCCAGAACGGCGCCAAGCCGGCCGUGCUCAAAGGCGGCUUCAAGGAGUUCCAGCGGCAGUACGCGCACGAGUGCACCAGUUCCGCGAGCCCCGAGGACUCCGGCUCGCCGCCGGAGCCCGUGGACAAGGACCUGACGGCGUGGCCCGUGACCCGGGUCCUCCCGUUCCUCUUCCUGGGCAACGAGCGGGACGCCCGGGACGCCGACCUCCUGGACCGCCUCGGCGUCGGCUACGUCCUCCACGUGACGACCACCCCGCCGCCAGGGCUCCAGGCCAGGCACGGUCCGGGACUUCGCUGCAAACGUCUUCCCGCCUCCGACAGUUGCCACCAGAACCUCAAGCAGUUCUUCGAGGAGGCGUUCGCCUUCCUAGACGAGGCCCACGCCAACGGCAGCCGUGUGCUGGUCCACUGCCACGCGGGCAUCUCCCGCUCACCAACCAUAACGGUGGCCUACCUUAUGCGCCACCUGCGACUGCCCCUGGUGGAUGCGUACCGCUACCUCAAGGCCAAGCGACCCAUCAUCUCGCCCAACCUCAACUUCAUGGGACAGCUCAUGGAGCUCGAACAGAACCUGGCCCAGCAGCCCGAACAGGCGCCGUGCGCCCAGUGUUGCCGGGCUUCUGCCACGCUGCUCCAGCUGCUCGCCGCCGAACCGACCUGCGCCGGCGUCUGACGUCACUGGGAGACCAAUGACGUGAGCCGUCCACGGGAAGGGGACCAAUCAGCGACGUCGCCGCCAUCAGCCUUCUAGUCCGCUGGGACGCCAUCAUUGCGUUCUGACAGUUCCACGUUGAACUUCGCGCCGCUGCGUCGUUUUUCUUCGCUUGUGAUGUCCCUCGUGUCAGCAGCCACGAGUGUGCCAGCGUCGGGACACAGGUUGCCUGUUGUGCCAUCGAGUGCGCCCAACAAGUGCGCCACAAUUGCAUUUCGGCUGCGAACGGACUCGUUCUUGCGUGGCAGCCGACCAAGGACAGCUCCGGCACCCAAAUAAAGCCGACCUUUAUACACUCCUAA